AUGUACGAAAGUCAACAGAAGCCACCAAAGUUAAUGAAAGUUGAAGACUAUAACUGGUGGGAAAACAGAUUUGAGGGUUGGGUAAAAGCUUUCGCUCCUGAAAGCUGGUUAAAAUUGACAAAUGGAUACAUUGAACCAGUGAAAGAGGGAGGAGAAUUAAUCGAUCCAAAAGAUUUCACAGACAUAGACAUAAAAAAUAUUGUGGCUGAAUAUAAGAUGAUCACAUUAAUCAAACAGUCAGUGAGAGAGGAUAUUAUUUCGUUACUUGAACAAGAGAAAACUUCAAAGAGUUUGUGGGAAGCAUUAGGGAAAAAGUGUGUAGGAAGUUACGACUGGAGUCAAGUUUGCCCAGAAAAAGAUGUUGUUGGGUAUGCAUUUGGUGCUGAUGCUGAUCCUGAUAGAUGGUGGAAAGCAGACUAUGCAAGGCAAGCUACUUUCAACACACGAAGGUUAUCUGAUAAAGAGUAUUUGCCUGAUUUGGAGAAGAAGAUAAGAGAGGUUUGUGAAGCAAGUCUUCCGAAGGUGGUAGAGCUGAAAAAGAGAAAAGAAGAAGAAUUGAAGAAGAUGAUUGAAGAAGUAAAAGCUGUUGCGAAGAUUGCUGCUGAAAAGGAUCAGAAAGCUGAAGAAGAACAGAAAGACGGAAAAGAAGAGAAGAAAGAGGAAGUUCAGAAAGCUGAGACAGAAGAAUCGGUGCUGAAAGAGACUGAGGUGCUCAUCGGAACCAAAGACUGUGAGAAUCAAAACAGGAGCAGCCUGGUACUUGGAGAGGAGGAAGAGGUUGCAGGACCCUGGUUUGGUUGA
Helianthus annuus (common sunflower) is the source of this 801-nucleotide messenger RNA. RefSeq lists its product as uncharacterized. The transcript is spliced from 4 exons. Bases 1 to 801 code for a protein of 266 amino acids. The record is from RefSeq and is a predicted model, not a curated record. Lineage: Eukaryota; Viridiplantae; Streptophyta; Magnoliopsida; Asterales; Asteraceae.